This is a messenger RNA of Pseudoliparis swirei, 607 nucleotides long. It is a transcript of the gene dnajc19, whose product is annotated as DnaJ (Hsp40) homolog, subfamily C, member 19. The record is from RefSeq and is a predicted model, not a curated record. Gene Ontology annotation, cellular component: PAM complex, Tim23 associated import motor. The transcript has 7 exons. Gene Ontology annotation, molecular function: ATPase activator activity. Gene Ontology annotation, biological process: protein import into mitochondrial matrix. NCBI's taxonomy places the organism in Eukaryota, Metazoa, Chordata, Actinopteri, Perciformes, Liparidae. The coding region runs from base 90 to 440 and encodes 116 amino acids.
CAAACACAUGCACGCCUGAGCGAGGAAAACAUGAGAGGUCAAAAGUUAUGAUCCUAACCUUUAACAGAAACGGAACGUAACACACAGACAUGGCCAGUUCCAUGGUGGCAGUGGGGCUGGCUUUGGCGGCCGCUGGGUUUGCAGGUCGCUAUGCCAUGCAGGCCAUGAAGCAUUUGGAGCCUCAGGUGAAACAGGCCCUUCAGAGUUUCCCCAAGACGGCUUUUGGAGGAGGGUACUAUCGAGGUGGAUUUGACCCAAAGAUGUCCAAGAGAGAAGCUUCCCUGGUUUUAGGUGUAAGUCCCACAGCCAACAAGAUUAAGAUCAGAGAGGCACAUAGAAAACUAAUGAUCCUGAAUCACCCAGAUAGAGGUGGAUCUCCCUACAUAGCAGCAAAGAUCAAUGAAGCGAAGGAUUUCUUGGAUGCCCAGACAAAGAAGUGAAGAGGCCGGCAAAGACAAAACAACAAGAUGUUUCCAGGAAACCCAGCACUCGAUGGAUACAUCGCUCUCCAGCACUUAACAGCAACGGCCAGUUUCCAGACUCGACUACAAUCAACUUUGAAACGGAAAAAGGUUUUGUUUCAGUGCAAUAAAAAAAAAACAUCUUC